AUGUCAACUGUUCGUCAGUCAAUGCGUCUUGCUAAAAAGCGAGCCACUGUUAAUAGUGGUGAUCGAAGACAAUCAAAAUUGAUUGCAAAUCAACAAGAAAAAGAAAUUGAACAGCAUCGUAGUCAACGAUCAUACAGUAGAAGACGUACAACAGUAAAGAAAGAGGAGAAAAAAGAACAUGUUGAUGAUGAGACAAUAGAUAAAUCAGAUUCUAUAGUUAUUAUUAAUCGUGCUCCAGUUUUAACUCUUUGGUCAGCUUUAGUAGCAAAAAAACUCUACGGUAUACGAUGGGAAAAUGCAUUGACUAUUGGACGACGAUUAGCUGGACUGUUAGCACAAUCAAAUUCACACCGCAUUAAAUGA
Messenger RNA from Didymodactylos carnosus, 363 nucleotides. The record is from the annotation of a GenBank genome assembly. Lineage: Eukaryota; Metazoa; Rotifera; Eurotatoria; Philodinida; Philodinidae.